Messenger RNA from Ictidomys tridecemlineatus (thirteen-lined ground squirrel), 1926 nucleotides. The record is from RefSeq and is a predicted model, not a curated record. Lineage: Eukaryota; Metazoa; Chordata; Mammalia; Rodentia; Sciuridae.
GAGGAAUGGGCUUGUGAGGUUCAGAAGAGGAGCCCUCCCCUGGAACUGGGACCGGAGGCCGUUCAUGUUACAUUCUGGCCGACAAUCUGUCUACGUUCUGCUCAUGUCCUGAGAAGCUUUGUGACGCUGAAUUGAAAGAUGAGGACCCCCAGUCAGGACUCCGUCCCCGUGCCCUCAGCCUGUGGCCAUGGCCCUUGCGACCAGCACCCCCACGCCCAGGACCAGCAGUGUCUCCCUGGGACCCCAUCUUGAACCAACCUCAGCAAAACAGGACGAAGGAGAAGAGGAGAGAAGGGCUUCCAGGACAACAGGCGCAAGGACAGGAGUGUCCCCCAAGACACCAAGACACGUCACAGUUGGCGCCACGAGGAGUGGGCGGGACCCCGGAACCCAGGAGUCCCCAAGGACCUUCCACACCUCAAGGCCAAGAUCCGAAUGGAGGGCAGUUUCACGGAGUCAGCCUGAGUGGUCAGCUUGGAAUGGGACUACCAUGGUGAUCCUGGGCAGGAGAAGCCAUGCAGUGCUGAACGAAGCCUGAGGACAGAGAUUCGGACAUUGUUCACUGCGUUGAUCUUCCUGGCCAAGGCUGAAGACCAGUGACCAGGACAGAAGAACCAUCCACAUUCAGCACUGUUGACAAAUCUCUCCAGGCAGAAGGGAGCUCCACCUCUAUGUGCCCACUGCCAGUGGACCCUGCGCCAGCACCAUGGAGAGAAGCCUGAGGAACGUCCUCGUGGUCUCCUUUGGAUUCCUCCUCCUCUUCACAGCCUACGGAGGUCUGCAGAACCUGCAGAGCAGCCUCUACAGCGAGGACGGCAUGGGGGUGGCGACGCUCGGCACGCUCUACGGCGCUGUCCUCCUGUCCUCCAUGUUCCUUCCACCCAUCCUCAUCAAGAGAUGUGGCUGCAAGUGGACCAUUGUUGGCUCCAUGUGCUGCUACGUGGCCUUCUCCCUGGGCAACUUCUACGCCAGCUGGUACCCGCCCUCCCGGAAACCUCAGGGGCUCGAGCUCUUCCUGUCCCCCAGCAGGGAGGGCUACGGCUGGGCCCUGCUCUCACGGCCUUCCGUCCCUGUGCUGCACGUCUCGCCAGCCCAGACAGUGCUGCGAGGUCACUGUCACGAGGCCAUGGAGACCACUGGACACCGACUGCGGCUGUUUGCUCCUGACCCCGCAGAGGCCACCCCAGAGGAGCACCUUGAGUCCUGUGGGGCCAACGACUGCCUGAUGGCCACAGCGCCCACCAACAGCACCCACCGCCCCUCCCAGGAGCUGAUCUACACACUGCUGGGCAUCUACACCGGGAUUGGCGUCCUGGCCAUCCUGCUGACCGCCGUGUUUCUGGAAGCCACAGAGGACAGUGGAUCCCAGAACGAGGCCGAGACGAAGCCACCCCGCCUUGGCUCCACCUUAUUGUCAACCUUCAAGCUCUUCAGGGACAAGCGCCUGUGCCUCCUGACCCUGCUGCCCAUGUACAGUGGACUGCAGCAGGGGUUCCUCUCUGGAGAGUACACCAGGUCCUUCGUCACCUGCGUCCUGGGCAUCCAGUUCGUGGGCUACGUGAUGAUCUGCUUCUCGGCGUCCACCGCGCUCUGCUCUCUGUUGUUUGGGAGACUCUCCCACUACACGGGCAGGAGGGCCAUCUACGUGCUGGGUGCAGCCACCCACCUCUCCUGCAUCGUGGCCCUCCUGCUGUGGCGUCCACGCUCCUCCCAGAUGGCAGUGUUCUUCCUGCUCCCCGGCCUGUGGGGCAUGGGGGACGCUGUCUGGCAGACGCAGAACAAUGGUGAGUGACCAGAGCCCAGGCCCUCGGCCCCCUUGCUCAGUCACUGGGCAGAUGGCAGGGGAGUGGGCAGCCGCUGGUGUGGCCGUCAGAGCCAGCCAGCCCAGGGCUCCAUCAGAGGCCAGGUGCUUGCGUGGGGAAGGGA